UGAAGAUAGAAAUUAUACGGACAGUGUUUCUAAAACUGUUGAUACACUUGCAUUGAACGAAUUUAUUCCACUAUCUUUCUAAUGUAAACAUAAGUGACAGAUUGUAGAGACCUGUAUUUGCGACAAUGGACAGAACACCGAAAAGAGAAAUAUCGUCUGUUGACUCUCUCCUAUCAAUGGAGAAAUUGGAUCGAUCAUCACCGGAUUUAUGGCCUGAGAAAAUUCCAGGUGUAUCGAACUUCGUGAAUAUGAGUAACACGCCUAUAAAUUCUUCACCACCAGCAUGGACCCGAGGACUAUCCCAGGAAGAUCUUAAUUCCAUGCAUCAAUUGGGGGUACUAUCUACAAAUGGACUGAUCGCAGAAAUUCGUAAAUUGUAUGACCAAGCUUAUCAGUUUGGUUUGAUGGAAGCUAAAGAAAUGACUAGAGGAAAGUACUUGGCGAUAUUUGCUAAUGCAAAACGGAAAUAGCUUUUGUAUUUAUAUAUAAGCUUUUUGUAACUAAGGGUUUUCAAUUUAGAUCAGUGAUAAACGAUUUAUUAUUUUGAAUGAAAUUUUAGAUUUUUAA
Hermetia illucens (black soldier fly) is the source of this 567-nucleotide messenger RNA. RefSeq names its product protein lin-52 homolog (gene lin-52). Bases 126 to 470 code for a protein of 114 amino acids. Gene Ontology annotation, cellular component: DRM complex. NCBI's taxonomy places the organism in Eukaryota, Metazoa, Arthropoda, Insecta, Diptera, Stratiomyidae. The transcript has 4 exons. The record is from RefSeq and is a predicted model, not a curated record. Gene Ontology annotation, biological process: regulation of DNA-templated transcription.